Molecule: messenger RNA, 792 nt
Organism: Paramacrobiotus metropolitanus
Lineage: Eukaryota; Metazoa; Tardigrada; Eutardigrada; Parachela; Macrobiotidae
Exons: 3
Coding region: 66-755 (229 amino acids)
Source: RefSeq, a predicted model, not a curated record
CCUUCUAAACUUGAAGUGAUAUCUUGUUUAUUAUAAUAUUUUCAUCAAAUUCUGAUUUUUGAAAAAUGGAAACCAGUAUAGCGAUCUCCAGAAGAUGCUUUAAGGCACGUCAUGAUUUGCCUUUGCUUGAACAAGUUCAGCACUACAACCCGUACGCCUCGGACGAUCGAGAGGGAGCCUGGAAGUCAGUUGUUGAAUCUCUGAAUGAUGCCAAGCUAUUUGAGAGGCCUUUGGACGUGCGAGCAGUUAAGGAGAGGCUGUCGACCCUUGUUACCAGUUAUCAGGCAAACGACUUGCGCAAUAAAAGUAAAAUUGGAACUGAGGAGCAGUACGGCCGCAUGGAACAACUGCUAGAUUAUAUCGCCUCAUUAAUUAAAUCCGCUGCCAAAGAAAAGGAAGAAAAGAAGAAGGCUGCGAAGGAAAAAGAAACACGUCGAGAUCGCACAGCGUCUCUGAUGCGAGCUGCGGGCGAGACGGGACGGGCUGGCCCUGACUACACCGAAGCAACAGAGAAAAUGGAUAAGGAGACCUUCUUGCGUGAAACUGGUUUGGACGAACGUGACUGGGAAGAAGAGCUACGCACCAAACGAGCCGUUUCUGUCGCUGAUGAUUUGGCCUCUUCGUCGUCUUCCAGUGCAUUGCCGUCAUCGCGAAACGCCAGCAAAAAGUCUGAGGCUGAAACUGACAUGAAAUGGAUGGAAUUUUUUCGCGAACAGGAAGAGAAAAAAUUGCAAUUUGAAGAAAAAAAAGGCUGAUCAAAAAGAGAUUAGACUAAAAGAACUGGAACUUGAA